Messenger RNA from Nematolebias whitei (Rio pearlfish), 1492 nucleotides. RefSeq names its product trans-2,3-enoyl-CoA reductase b (gene tecrb). The coding region runs from base 1 to 1047 and encodes 348 amino acids. The record is from RefSeq and is a predicted model, not a curated record. Gene Ontology annotation, biological process: very long-chain fatty acid biosynthetic process. Gene Ontology annotation, molecular function: oxidoreductase activity, acting on the CH-CH group of donors. NCBI's taxonomy places the organism in Eukaryota, Metazoa, Chordata, Actinopteri, Cyprinodontiformes, Rivulidae. The transcript has 11 exons.
AUGGAUGCCUUAGCACUAGAGGCCACUGGUAGUAGAAGGGCUACUGUUGCGGCGGUGACUGCCCCGUUGCCAAGUCAAGCUCCGGCAAAACGCAAACCUGCUAAAAAAGCUAAAAAGGCUGUUGUCUUUUUUGAGGUGGAGAUACUGGAUGCCAAGACCAAGGACAAGCUCUGCUUCCUGGACAAGGUCGAGCCAAAUGCCACUAUCGGAGAGAUCAAGUCUAUGUUCCACAAGAGUCAUCCUCAGUGGUACCCAGCCAGACAGUCGAUCCGCCUCGACCCCAAGGGGAAAUCUCUGAAGGAUGAAGAUGUUCUGCAGCAUCUUCCUGUAGGAACCACAGCUACCUUCUACUUCAGAGACCUGGGAGCUCAGAUCAGCUGGGUCACGGUGUUUCUGACAGAAUACACGGGCCCUCUGGUCAUCUACCUGUUGUUCUACUUCAGGGUUCCCUUCAUCUACUCGCCCAAAUACGACUUCACCACCAGUAAACACUGGGUGGUUCAUCUCGCCUGUAUGUGUCACUCCUUCCACUAUGUUAAGAGACUCCUGGAGACGCUGUUCGUUCAUCGCUUCUCUCACGGGACGAUGCCGUUACGAAACAUCUUCAAGAACUGUACCUACUACUGGGGCUUUGCAGCAUGGAUGGCCUAUUACAUCAACCACCCGUUGUACACCCCGCCCAUCUACGGGGAGCAACAGAUCCGGCUGGCGCUCAUCUUAUUCUUGUUCUGUCAGAUUGGCAACUUCUCCAUCCACAUCGCUCUCCGGAACCUCCGUCCUCCUGGCUCCAAGACCAGGAAGAUUCCUUAUCCGACCAAGAACCCCUUCACCUGGAUCUUCCUUCUCGUCUCUUGCCCCAAUUACACCUAUGAGCUGGGCUCGUGGCUCGGCUUCACCCUGAUGACCCAGUGUCUGCCGGUGGCCUUCUUCACCUUGGUGGGUUUCAUCCAGAUGACCGUUUGGGCCAAAGGGAAGCACCGCAGCUACCUGAAGGAGUUCCGCGACUACCCUCCUCUCCGCUCGCCCAUCCUGCCGUUCGUUCUGUAAAGAGCUUCAUCAGCUGAAACGAACUGCGAGGCCGUUUCUUUAGCUACUUUAAAACCAACACUGGAAACUUGUUUAGACUAGACUCUUAGCUUGUCUGCCUUUGUUUUUUUUUAGCUUUUUGUUUUCCGUGUUGCAUUGAGUGAAAAUGUAAAACUAGAUCUGCUCUCAUUUUUUUUGUAUUGUGGACAAAUUAUUUUGGCUGUUUUGAAUAAUUUGAGUUUAAUCUGAAGCUGACCUGAUGUAAACUGAAUUAUAUUCUCCUCUUUUAUCUCUUCAUACGGUUUGCAGUAUUGAACCUGCACCUUGUAUUCAUGAAAUCCCAAACUCUAAACGCUCUUGAAUUUAAAAUCUAAAACUGACUACAUUUAAUUUUGUUGUCUGAGGUAAUUUGUAAAAAAAUAAUAAACCAAGCUGCUGCUUUUUCUUGUCUUUUAAAUUCCAGAUU